Messenger RNA from Rhodamnia argentea, 572 nucleotides. Its product is annotated as general transcription and DNA repair factor IIH subunit TFB5. The transcript is spliced from 5 exons. The coding region runs from base 254 to 466 and encodes 70 amino acids. The record is from RefSeq and is a predicted model, not a curated record. Gene Ontology annotation, biological process: transcription initiation at RNA polymerase II promoter; transcription by RNA polymerase II; nucleotide-excision repair. Gene Ontology annotation, cellular component: transcription factor TFIIH holo complex; transcription factor TFIIH core complex. Lineage: Eukaryota; Viridiplantae; Streptophyta; Magnoliopsida; Myrtales; Myrtaceae.
UGCGGCUGUUGUCGCCGAGAAUCCGCGGCAGACGUUUAGAAGAGUGUCGGAAUGCCUUUUGAAGUCUUUAAGUAUCUUGGGUCGGUAACAAAAUCUGGACUUGGACCUUGUGUAUAGCGUGUGGAGUGGAUGGCGAAGUUCAUGCUCUUUUAUCAAUUGCUGCAGGGUUUACUAGCGACUGGGAGAAAAGGGUUUACUAUCGUCGGAGAUACGCAGCGAAUUCCCGUUUGAUGCUCAAGUUGGCUGAUAUAUAAUGGUUAAUGCCACAAAGGGACUUUUCAUUUCAUGCGACAUACCAAUGGCGCAGUUCAUCAUCAACAUGAAUGCUUCUCUGCCGGCAUCGCAGAAGUUCAUCAUACACGUCCUGGACAACACUCACUUGUUUGUGCAGCCCCACGUGGCCGACAUGAUAAGGAAUGCCAUUGCAGAGUUCAGGGAACAAAACUCCUAUGAGAAGCCGACUUGACAACCUCUUCCCAUUUGAUACAUUUCUCGGCCAGUUAAUUACAAUGAGGGAAGUUUCGGGAGUACUUUUCGUGUAAUGUCUGUACUUUUUGCAUUUAUACCAAUCC